Messenger RNA from Schistocerca serialis cubense, 3997 nucleotides. RefSeq names its product ATP-citrate synthase (gene ATPCL). Gene Ontology annotation, molecular function: ATP citrate synthase activity. Gene Ontology annotation, biological process: acetyl-CoA biosynthetic process; fatty acid biosynthetic process; citrate metabolic process. The transcript has 21 exons. Lineage: Eukaryota; Metazoa; Arthropoda; Insecta; Orthoptera; Acrididae. Gene Ontology annotation, cellular component: cytosol. The coding region runs from base 169 to 3459 and encodes 1096 amino acids. The record is from RefSeq and is a predicted model, not a curated record.
GCCACAAGGCGAACAUUUUUUAACCUUUUUUCCCGUGUGACAGCUAAAGUCUUUGACUUUUACUUAAACAGUUGAAAGAGCUGCAUGUGUAUUGUGUAUGUAGUGGGUGCGAAACUGAAGUUUGUUCGGAAUACAUUGACGCAUGUAACUAUUAUUUAAAUCUGCACAAUGUCAGCCAAAGCAAUAAGAGAAGCAACAGGAAAACAAUUAAUAAAUAACCAUCUUCAAAGUGGGACAGCUGCAUCUUUCUGUCGCUUUGCAUCAGUUGACGAGAGCACAAACUGGGACGAAUUGCGAAGCAAACAUCCAUGGCUUCUGACUGAGAAACUGGUAGCAAAACCUGACCAGCUUAUCAAACGUAGAGGCAAACUUGGGCUCAUUACUGUCAAUAAAGAUUUUGAGGCAGUGAAGGAAUGGAUUACAGCUCGGCUGGGUGUAGACCAAGUAAUAGGAAAAGCUACAGGAAAAUUAAGAACAUUCAUCAUUGAGCCAUUCAUUCCUCAUAAACCAGAAGAAGAAGUUUAUGUUUGUAUUUAUUCACAUCGUUAUUCAGAUACAAUACUUUUCCACCAUGAAGGUGGUGUUGACAUUGGAGACGUUGAUGCUAAAGCACUAAAGUUAGAUAUCCCAGUGAAUGAAGAAGUUUCUCUUGAUGAUAUCAAACGCACAUUACUGACAAAUGUAAACCAGCAAAAGAAAGAAUUAAUAGCACAAUUUAUUGUAUCACUGUAUAAGCUGUAUGUGGAACUUUACUUCACGUACUUGGAAAUAAAUCCUUUAGUUGUUACUGAGAAGUCUAUCUAUAUUCUGGAUCUAGCUGCUAAGCUUGAUGCAACAGCAGACUACAUAUGCCGUGCUAAAUGGGGUGAGAUUGAUUAUCCACCUCCAUUUGGACGUGAUGCUUUUCCUGAAGAGGCUUAUAUUGCUGAUUUGGAUGCUAAAAGUGGAGCAUCCCUAAAGCUUACUAUUUUAAACAAAAGUGGACGGAUUUGGACAAUGGUUGCUGGUGGUGGAGCUUCUGUUAUCUAUAGUGACACAAUAUGUGAUCUCGGAGGAGCUUCUGAGCUAGCUAAUUAUGGAGAAUACAGUGGUGCACCAUCAGAGCAGCAGACAUACGAAUAUGCUAAAACAAUUCUUAGCCUCAUGACUCAGACCAAACACCCAAAAGGAAAGAUUUUAAUUAUUGGUGGAGGAAUUGCAAAUUUCACAAAUGUUGCAUCAACAUUCAAGGGUAUUGUCACGGCACUUCAAGAAUUUCAACCAAAGCUAGUUGAGUAUAAUAUUUCAAUAUUUGUAAGAAGAGCUGGACCAAAUUAUCAAGAGGGUUUAAGAAUCAUGCGUGAUGUUGGGAAAAACUUAGGCAUUCCAUUGCAUGUCUUUGGACCAGAAACACACAUGACUGCCAUAGUAAGCAUGGCGCUUGGUAAGAAGCCAAUACCAAGUGUGACAGAAGUUGAAUUUGCCACAGCAAACUUUUUAUUACCAGGAGGACAGAAGGACAGUCCUCAGCAGUCUCGCAAAGGAUCACUGGCAUCAGCUACGGGAAAUUCAGCUCAAAGAGAGGCACCAAUUAGAAGCCUCUCAUCAAGUGGAGGUGAAGAUGUUAGAGAUGGAACACAGAGAGGAGUUCUUUUUACAAAAAAUACAAAGGCAAUUGUGUGGGGAAUGCAGAGCAGAGCUGUCCAGAGUAUGUUGGACUUUGACUUCGUUUGUCGUCGAUCAGAACCAUCUGUGGUUGCUAUGGUGUAUCCCUUUACUGGAGAUCAUAAGCAGAAAUUUUAUUGGGGUCAUAAGGAGAUCCUUAUUCCAGUCUACAAGAAAAUGGAAGAUGCCAUGACUAAACACAGAUCUGCAGAUGUAUUAGUGAAUUUUGCUUCUCUCAGGUCAGCUUAUGAGAGUACUUUGGAGGCGAUGAACUAUCCUCAGAUACGAACAAUUGCCAUAAUUGCUGAGGGAAUACCAGAGAAUCUUACACGUAAACUUAUUGUACAAGCACAUAAGAAGGGUGUGAGCAUCAUUGGUCCAGCAACAGUUGGAGGUCUGAAGCCUGGUUGUUUCAAGAUCGGCAACACAGGUGGCAUGAUGGAUAACAUUCUGCAUUCGAAACUGUAUAGGCCUGGAAGUGUUGCAUAUGUCUCAAGAUCAGGUGGCAUGUCAAAUGAACUUAACAACAUAAUAUCAAAAUCAACAAAUGGUGUCCUGGAGGGUGUAGCUAUUGGUGGAGAUCGGUACCCAGGAACAAAUUUUAUGGACCACAUAUUGAGAUACCAGGCUGAUCCAGAGGUGAAAAUGAUUGUCCUAUUGGGAGAAGUCGGUGGUGUAGAAGAAUAUGCAGUUUGUAAGGCCCUAAAGGAUAAACGGAUUACUAAACCACUUGUAGCAUGGUGCAUAGGCACAUGUGCAGGUAUGUUUACAUCAGAGGUCCAGUUUGGUCAUGCAGGAUCAUGUGCUAAUUCAGAUAUGGAAACAGCUGUUGCAAAGAAUAAGGCACUGAGUGAAGCUGGUGCUCAUGUCCCACCAUCAUUUGAUUCUUUUGGAGAUGUAAUUGGUGAAGUAUAUGAGUCAUUAGUUGAAAGUGGUGUGAUAGUUCCUGCUCCAGAGGUUCCACCACCUACGGUGCCAAUGGACUACUCAUGGGCAAGGGAAUUAGGACUUAUAAGAAAACCAGCCUCUUUCAUGACAAGCAUAUGUGAUGAGAGGGGCCAGGAGCUGAUCUACGCAGGAAUGCCAAUCAGCAGUGUUCUGAAGCAAAAUUUGGGAAUUGGAGGAGUGAUAUCUCUGUUGUGGUUCCAACGAUGUUUACCAGCAUAUGUGUGCAAGUACUUUGAAAUGUGUCUGAUGAUAACAGCUGAUCAUGGACCAGCAGUUUCUGGUGCUCACAACACCAUUGUCUGUGCUCGUGCUGGUAAAGAUUUGGUAUCGUCUGUUGUUUCUGGACUCUUGACCAUUGGAGACAGAUUUGGAGGUGCCUUAGAUGGAGCCGCUAGACAGUUCAGUGAAGCAUAUGACACUGGUCUUAUUCCCAUGGAAUUUGUUAAUUCUAUGAGGAGUAAAGGUCAACUGAUAAUGGGUAUUGGACACCGAGUGAAAUCGAUUAAUAAUCCAGACAUGAGGGUUAAAAUCAUUAAAGAAUUUGUGAUGGAACAUUUUCCCAAUAAACCACUAACACAGUAUGCAUUAGAAGUUGAAAAGAUAACAACUUCAAAGAAACCAAAUCUUAUACUAAACGUAGAUGGUAUAAUAGCCACAUCCUUUGUUGAUAUGCUGAGGCACUGUGGGAGUUUCACAAGGGAAGAAGCACAGGAAUAUAUUGAAAUGGGAUCAAUCAACAGCCUCUUUGUGCUAGGAAGAAGCAUUGGAUUUAUAGGCCAUUAUAUGGACCAGAAACGUCUGAAGCAGGGACUGUACCGUCAUCCAUGGGAUGACAUUUCAUAUAUUUUGCCAGAGCAGUACAAUUGAUAUAACACAUAUUUUGCCGGAGCAGUAUAAUUGAUAUAACACUACAAAUUGAUGCCAUGUAGCAGAGAUCACUCUGAGGACAUUUCAUUUUAAUAAUGCAACAACAGAAUUUGCAUUACAUUUAUUAUUACAGCAGCAACAAAAGACUUUACGUUACAUUUAUUAUUAUUAUUACAUCAACAAAAUAAUUUGUGUGAGGUUCAUCCUAUAUAAUAAAAAAUCAUCUUCCAUGGUUGUUGCAUUUCAAAGAACUGUUAUAAGCGUAUUCUGUGCACACUACACUUCAGUAUCAAGCAUUUAUGCUGAUUGCAUUAUAUAAAGAUAGUACAACUGUCUUAGUAUGUAGCAGCUGAGGGAGCGCAAUAGCCUUCCUCCAAAUAAAAGUGACUUAAAAUUGUAAUUCCAUUUUACUGUUUUGUUGUGUAUAUGUUUUUAAUUGUAAAAGUUUAAUUUAUAUAUGUUUAUAUAUGUUGUUCGUGUAUGACUGUGUCAAAUUUGACACGAGUUAUGGAAAAUAUAGACUUUUAAGUGAAUCUUA